This is a messenger RNA of Brassica napus (rape), 1791 nucleotides long. RefSeq lists its product as uncharacterized. The record is from RefSeq and is a predicted model, not a curated record. Lineage: Eukaryota; Viridiplantae; Streptophyta; Magnoliopsida; Brassicales; Brassicaceae. The transcript is spliced from 2 exons. Bases 1292 to 1624 code for a protein of 110 amino acids.
AUUACGAAACAUCAUUUGUUCUCAAAUAGAUAUAUUAAUUAUCUAUGAAAUUAUUGAAAUUGUUUAUAUAGUACUUUAAAAUAAAAUAAAAAAAAAUUUAUUACAUAAUAUUUUCAAUUUACUUAGGUUGGAGAUGAAAUAAUUAAUAUCGUGAGAAAUUAAUUAGAGUAAAAUAUUAAAAUUUAAAACUCUUAGAAAAAUGUAUCAGUUUUUUAGAUCUUCUUCAACUAUAUAAAAGUGAAAUAAAAGUCAAAAGAGGCAAUAUAAAUCAUUACAUUUUCCUUAUUUUUGUUUUAUUUAAUAAUUCUAUGUUUACUAAAAUCCAUUAGUGGUCUUUCAACUUGAACCAACAAAUUUUAAUAAAAUUUACAAUAUAAUCUUAAAUUUAAUAUAUGUAUAUAUUUUAAAAAGCUAUAUAAAGUUAAAGCAUAUUGAAAUAUUAAAUAAUUUUUAUUGUAAACUCACUCGCCCGAAGGGCGGGCCAACACCUAGUAUAUAUAUAUAUUAAACAUUACGAUAAUAUUUUAUAACAAAAAACAAUACGAUCAUAUUUAAAACAUAUUGAACGUGAUACACGAUUCAAACGGCAACAUAUUGAAACUUACAUAUAUUAUAUGUAUAUACAUACACCCAUAAUUUGCAACUAUUCUGGAAUCUGAACCAGAAUCUCCUAAUUCAUUGUACCACUCGGUAGAUGGGAGUCUAUCUGCAUGUUAAAUUAUCCUAAAGAGCAACAACUAACAAACUAAAAAGGUAUUAAAGAAGAGAUAUUUUCCUCACGUUAAAUUCUUUUAAAGUAACAAGUAACAACUAAGAAAUUAUUAAAGAAAACAUAUAUUAGCCUCACGUUAAACUCUUUUAAUAUAAAACUAACAAGUAACAAAACCUCUGUUUUUGUAUUCUACCUGAUCUUUGCUCUGUUUCAACCUCGUAACCUUGCUCCACCGUACCGGGGUGUAUGGUUUCUGAUUCCCUUCGGGGUUGGUAUUUUAAUGCAAAAAAAAAAUACUGAGAAAUUAUUAAAGAACAUAUAUUUUCCUCUCUUUUCAGUGUUUUCACCCCACUCUCCAGAUUCUCCACCAUUAAAGUUUAUCGCGUGUAUAUAUAUAAGAGGACAAAGAGCUUUCAUACACAAGCUCAAGUUAUAUAGAUUGAUAGAAAUAUAUACUCUUACUAAUACCAACUUAUAUCUUUGGUAAAUACACUAUUUCACAUAACAUAAUAAUGUUAUAAAAAGAACAAUUUGUGUCUUUGUUCUGAGUUCGUUGGCUUGCUUACAUACAAAGUACUGAUGGGAAUAACUGGGAUCGCCAAAGUACCAAUGCUGCUGUUAAGGAGUUGGAGGCAAGUUCAAGGACUUGCAGGGAUAAGCAGCAAAGCUGCAAAACAAAAGCCUAUGUUCAUCGACUACUCUGAGGAUAUUUCCGAUCAUAGUGUAGAGAUCAACUGUGGUGGCGAAGUGGAGUGGGUCCCACACCCACGUACCGGAAUUUUCUUUCCGCCGGGACAAGAGUCGGUGAUGGAUGGUGUCCCUGACGAUGCUGCUUCUUUUGACAUGACGUUUUGGCUUAGGGACGUCGACGGUGUGGACAAACCUGAUCCUGACCAUCAUUUUCCUAAAUGAAACAAAAAAAAAGUAUAACAAUAACUGAGUGACUUAAUAACCAUAUAAAGACUAUAUAUGUAGCUAUAGCAAAAUAAUCCCGAGGAAUAGUGUGUAACACACGUUUGAUUAUGACAAUCUUCAUAUAAUGUAUGCUGGUUCAAUAGCAAUACUUAAAUUAAUUAAUA